Racocetra persica is the source of this 254-nucleotide messenger RNA. The record is from the annotation of a GenBank genome assembly. NCBI's taxonomy places the organism in Eukaryota, Fungi, Glomeromycota, Glomeromycetes, Diversisporales, Gigasporaceae.
AUGACACUUGUAACAACAGUUGCUGGCUUUACCGCUUUUGGAGUUGCCGUUAGAGCUUACGCGUUGGCCCUUGAAAGAAGGCCCGUUUUUGACAACCCAAUAACACAUGUAUUUACAGCAGCAUUCUUCGGAGGGGUCGGAGCAUAUAUAUAUAAUGCAGACCAAAGACAAAUGGAAUUAAUUCAAAAGCGUAAGCAAGUGUUAUUGACUAAUAGAAAGCGUAGACUUGAAUACGAGGAGGCUAAGGCUAUGAG